AUGUCCAAACACCGGGCGAGCCGGGCUGCAGACGACAGGACCGGGCACAGUACUCGGGGUGUCGGGGUCCCAGCCGAGGGAAGCCUGGGUGCGCUCAGUGUCGCCCCCGCAGCAUUGGUGAGGCGGCCCGAUCCCGCUCGGGCUGCGGCUUGGUCACUGGCGGCGGCGGGGACUCCACAUCUGGCGCCCCCGGUGCGCACGGUCCGCGCACCGCCCCCUGGCCGCGGCGAGCUGCGGCGCGUCGGGCGAGGCGGCACCAGCCACUCAGACAUGCAGCAGCUGAUGAGUGGACUCUGGCCCCAGGGUCCAGAUCCCUGCACUGACAAAGAGUGGACGUGGGAAGCUCCCUGGGAGACCUGUGAAGAGAGGCAAGGAUUUGCUGCUGAGGCAGGACCAGACCAUUACCUGGCACGCUGGACUCUACCUCCCUCACUUUAGUCAGAGUUUGAGCUACAGGCAGUGCCUUCGGCUCUGAGCUCUGGCAUCGAAUUUCCUUCUACAGUAAAGGACUGUCAAGAUCUGUGGGGCGUUGGUCAAGAUUUUCCCAACGCCCCUGGCUGUACCUCUUCUGCUACACGUGUCAGCAUGGCAGGAGCCUUCAGCCCUUUGUCCAGGCAGAGGGCGGAGAUGAACAUUCUGGAAAUGAACAAGGAAUUGCGCUCCCAGCUGGCAGAGAGCAAACAGCGGUUACGAGACCUCAAGGAGAAAUGGCGUAUCUCUGAAUCUAUUGCCUACUCCCUGGCCAACCAGCUGCAGAAAUACAGUAAGUUCUACAGAGACAUCUUAGAGGCCGUGCUGGGGGAGAGCAGGGAGCUGCAGGAGAAGAAGCAGAUGAACGAAGUGGGGCAGGGCUCAUUGGACGAACAAAAAUACUACGUCCUAAUUCCUGAUCAGGUGCAAGAGCUGACCCAGCUACGCCACAAGUUACAGGAAGGGAGAGAGGCCUCCUCCUCACUCAGCCAGCACCUCAAGGCCCUCCUCACGCAGGAGGAUGCUGACAACUACCAGGAGAAACUGGCGGAGAGGCACAGACUGGCAGAGCACCUCGCCCGCUCACUCAGCCCAGAAAACUAUGAAGAUGAGGAAGAUGAAGAAGAUCUAGAGUACUGGCCUCCAGAGUGA
This is a messenger RNA of Propithecus coquereli (Coquerel's sifaka), 1122 nucleotides long. Its product is annotated as putative neuroblastoma breakpoint family member 24. NCBI's taxonomy places the organism in Eukaryota, Metazoa, Chordata, Mammalia, Primates, Indriidae. The record is from RefSeq and is a predicted model, not a curated record.